GCCGCCUGGCCAGCCUUGCUCGCUCCAGCAGGGUUGGGCCGCUUCCCCUCAGCUCCUUGAGGGCGGCCGCGGCGGUGACGGUAGCGCUGCAAGUUUUGACGUUUCGGACGCGGAGGCGCGCGCCUGCACUCCCCGGCCGACGGCUGUGGAGGCGGCUGACCCUCGAGGGCCCCUCAGCCGCGCCCCGGCGCUCCCGCCGCCCAGAGUCGGGCGGCCACGAGGCCCGGCCGCGUCCUCCUGCGCUCUCCAGCCCGGCGGCUGCAGCCAUGUCGCGGGGGCCGGAGGAGGUGAACCGGCUCACGGAGAGCACCUACCGGAAUGUUAUGGAACAGUUCAAUCCUGGGCUACGAAAUUUAAUAAACCUAGGAAAAAAUUAUGAAAAAGCUGUUAAUGCUAUGAUUCUGGCGGGAAAAGCCUACUACGAUGGAGUGGCCAAGAUCGGUGAGAUUGCCACCGGGUCCCCUGUGUCGACAGAGCUGGGCCACGUUCUCAUAGAGAUUUCGAGUAUCCACAAGAAACUCAACGAGAGCCUUGAUGAAAAUUUCAGAAAAUUCCAUAAGGAGAUUAUCCGUGAGCUGGAGAAGAAGACGGAACUUGAUGUAAAAUAUAUGAACGCGACUCUCAAAAGAUACCAAGCAGAACACAGGAAUAAAUUAGAUUCUUUGGAGAAAUCUCAAGCUGAAUUGAAGAAGAUCAGAAGGAAAAGUCAAGGAGGACGAAAUGCAGUCAAAUAUGAAUACAAGGAGAUUGAGUAUGUAGAAACCAUUACUUCUCGCCAGAAUGAAAUCCAGAAAUUUAUUGCAGAUGGUUGCAAAGAAGCUCUACUUGAAGAGAAAAGGCGCUUCUGCUUCCUAGUUGACAAACACUGCAGCUUCGCAAAUCACAUUCAUCAGUAUCACUUACAGUCUGCAGAAUUGAUCAAUUCCAAACUGCCUAAGUGGCAAGAAACAUGUGGUGAUGCCACCAAAGUACCAGAGAAAAUCAUGAAUAUGAUCGAAGAAAUUAAGACCCCAAUCUCUACCCCAAUGUCUGGAACGCCUCUGCCUUCACCCAUGAUCGAGAGAAGCAGCAUGGUUGGGCGAGAUUAUGACACCCUUUCUAAAUAUUCACCAAAGAUCCCCUCGGCUCCUUCAGCCAGAGCGUCAACGAGCCCUUUGAUUGAUAUGUUUAAUAACCCAGCCACAGUCGCACAGAAUUCAGAAAGAAAAUAUAAUUCAACAGGUUCUUCAGAUGACCCCAGUUUACAGCGGUCGGUUUCUGUUGCCACCGGACUGAACAGGGUAAAAAAGCAGAAAGUGAAAACCAUCUUUCCGCACACGGCCGGCGCUAACCAGACCUUACUUAGCUUCGCGCAGGGAGAUGUCAUCACGCUGCUCAUCUCCGAGGAGAAGGACGGCUGGCUGUACGGAGAGCAUGAGGACACCAAAGUGAGGGGUUGGUUCCCGUCGUCAUACACAAAGUUGCUGGAGGAAAACGAGAAGGAGACCGUGAGCGUGCCCGGGCCAAGCUUGAUAUCAGUACGAAGCGUGAGCACGAUGAACUUGUCUGAGAAAAGCAGCGUCGUCAUUCCCCCGCCGGAUUACUUAGAAUGUUCAUCCACGGGGGCGGCUGCAGAAAAGAAAGGAGUUGUUUCCCAAAACGCUUCUACCUUUAAAGCACCAGUGUCCAAACCAGAAACCACGUCUCCUAAUGACGCCAAUGGGUUUGCAAAGCCUCCUUUUCUCAGCGGAGAAAAUCCCUUUGCUACUGUGAAACUCCGACCAACGGUGACAAACGAUCGCUCAGCACCAGUCAUUCGAUGAAGAGGUGGCCCCAGAUUCUUCUGGUUCCCCGUUCGGUUCUCGCUUGGGAAAUGAUAGGUAUACGUGUGUGAUAAGUGCUGUCCUGUUGUAAAGCUUCACCGGAGGGUGCCUGAUUUUACAUGUAUUCCACUUGAGCAAAUCAGUGCAUUUUCUAAUUUAACAUAGUUGGGUUUACACAUUUCUGUCUUUAAGAUAAAUCCGUCAUAGUUUAGAUACAACUCAAUCAUUUAAAGUAUUUUCUUCCUGUUCUGUUCAAGAACUGUAAAUUUGGUUCCAAUCCUAUUGUAUCAUUUUUUUUUAAUAUUCUAUGAUCUUUUUUUUUAAUAGCCAGAAUAAGGGAUAGUUGAUGCUUUUGUGACUGGCUUUCUGCACCUGAAUGCAAAUAAGAUCAGUUUUAUUUUAUAAAGCAUGUGCUCUUAAAUAGCAUUACGAUGUUUAAAGAAAACACUGUGUAAAUUUGCAUCCCAGCAUGCAAAUAAUCUUAAGCAAUAUAAAUUAUGAGAAUAUUACAUAAAAUUUAAUUUUUUAACUUAAAAACUUUAAAAUGUUUGCUUAGUCAAAUGCAGCCCUACCCAAGAUGAAGCAUCCCGCAAGUUCUCGCGAUUUAGACACAUCGCUAGAGCACUGAGAAUUCACCUGUCCCUAACACAGCCACGAUAUUAGCACUUGAAUAAUUUCUAAGAGGUACUGAAUUUGGCGUUCUGAGUUACCAACUGGAAUGACCAAUGAAAACAUGCCAGGCCAUGCCACACGCGGGCCUGGCUCACAGGGUAACACAUGCAUCUGGGGACUCCGUGUGUAGAAACCCAGGGUCCUCUCGCUAAGCUAGUUGACCAAAGCUGCCUCCAUCACUAAUUUACUCUGAAACCUCUUGGGGUGCAAGUUUCUCCACUUCUCAGUCAGGUGCUGAAACUGCCAACAGCGCUGCUGAAGCCAGGAGGACCUCUGGGAGCCAGGGGAGGGUAGUGGGAGGCUGCAUUUCGGCUGAGCCCCACCCUGGCACACCCAGAACCUGGGCUUCUGCAGCAGCGAGGCGAGCCAGUGGCAGGGUUUAUCUCUGGCUGUCAGGGACUACGCCCAAUUUGGAGGGGUGGAGAGUGGUGAUGAAAACUCACACGCAGGCCAUCCACUGUAUGGGGGCAGGGGAGGGGGGCUUGUUGCUGACCACAGCUUUUCGCUUUGCCAUGAAUAUUUUUCUUCUAUAAGCUUGAAAUUGGUCAAGGUCAAAUGCAGGUAAACCAGUGUAAGCGUGUGACGCUUUGGGUUCUUGGUCCCGUCUUCCUCCUGGCUGGUCGGCUAUGACCCCUUGGUGGUGGGGGUCUGGGACUGUGUGAGGGCUCCCAGGACCCGCAGACUAAGGGCAUCUGUCAAGCAGCACACUUGUCUUUUGAGAGCAGACCCUUCCACCAGCCAAGAAAACACAAUCAAAUUAGUCACAUGGCCCAUUGCUCCUCUCACCGUUUAAUAGGAGUAGGGUUCACAGAAGCCCUUUAUUUUCAACAGUGUGGAGGGAGUGAGGUGUAGAAGCUUGUUAAUAAGGGAGAAGGGGCAGGGGGUGUCACACCGUGGCCCCGGCCCCCAGAGCUCCGCUGCUGGGGGUCUUCUGGCUGUGUUAGGCUAGGUUACAGGGAUGGCACAGGUCCUGGGAUUAUCAGAUGCCACUUGCAGGCCCACCUGGCUCACCCAGACCCUCUACACCUCCACAGAAGGGACGACAGCCGUCACUUACCUGCGUCACACAGCAUGGGAGGCCUUGCCUUAGGUCCUGGGCACUGGGGUGCGUGCUCUGUAAAUGUCAAGGUAUUAGGUUUCAUUAUAAUAAUACAAACUUGAAAACAAGCACAUUUUUUGAGCUGUAAACGCCUACUGAGGAAUAACAGAAGGUCGGCAUGAACUGGAUAAUGUUGAAGCUGGGUUAGGAGAGGUAACGCUCUUCUCUAUUUUGUAUAUGUUUGAAGUUUUCGUAACAACAAAACUUGAUUUCUGUAAGUGGCAGUGUGCAAACACUGAAUAAGCAAAACCAGGUAAACAAUGGUAUGGAUCUCAUUUAUUUAAAACAGUAUUUCUCACCUUUCUCAAACUGAA
Messenger RNA from Eubalaena glacialis (North Atlantic right whale), 3887 nucleotides. RefSeq names its product BAR/IMD domain containing adaptor protein 2 like 1 (gene BAIAP2L1). The record is from RefSeq and is a predicted model, not a curated record. The coding region runs from base 267 to 1802 and encodes 511 amino acids. Gene Ontology annotation, biological process: actin filament bundle assembly; positive regulation of actin filament polymerization; plasma membrane organization. The transcript has 14 exons. Gene Ontology annotation, molecular function: protein binding. NCBI's taxonomy places the organism in Eukaryota, Metazoa, Chordata, Mammalia, Artiodactyla, Balaenidae. Gene Ontology annotation, cellular component: nucleoplasm; cytosol.